AUGGAACGUAAUGUUUCAUAUGUGAUCUGGCUCAGUAAUAUGGCAACGUACGAGGAGUUCAUUCAGCAAAAUGAGGAUAGAGAUGGAAUACGAUUUACUUGGAACGUGUGGCCAUCUAGUAGAAUUGAGGCUACAAGGCUAGUUGUUCCCUUAGUUUCCCUAUAUCAACCAUUAAAAGAACGACCUGAUCUGCCUCCAAUUCAAUAUGAACCAGUAUUAUGCACACGUAAUACCUGUCGCGCUGUAUUGAAUCCUAUGUGUCAAGUUGAUUACAGAGCGAAAUUAUGGGUGUGCAACUUCUGCUUUCAAAGAAAUCCAUUCCCUCCACAAUAUGCAGCAAUAUCAGAACAACAUCAGCCAGCUGAAUUGAUACCUAACUUUUCUACUAUAGAGUACACCAUAACAAGAGCCCAAAGUAUGCCCCCUAUAUUCUUAUUAGUGGUGGACACUUGCCUUGAUGAAGAAGAAUUAGGCGCUCUUAAAGAUUCUCUACAAACUUCCCUUAGUUUAAUGCCACAGAAUGCUCUUGUUGGACUUAUUACAUUUGGACGAAUGGUACAAAUUCAUGAACUGGGUACUGAAGGUCUAUACAAGUGUUUUGUUUUCAAAGGGACCAAAGAUUUAACAGCAAAACAAAUUCAAGAGCAAUUAGCAAUUGGCCGUGUUAAUGCACCAAACCCUCAACAAAGACAAGGUGCUCCAGCUCCACAACCACCUGCUCAUCGCUUCUUACAACCAGUGAAGCAAUGUGAUAUGGCUCUAACUGAUUUAUUAAGUGAAUUAGGUAGAGAUCCAUGGCCACUAGGUGUAGGAAAGCGCCCAUUGAGAAGCAGUGGUGUUGCACUAUCAUUAGCUGUAGGAUUAUUAGAAGUAACUUAUCCAAAUACUGGGGCAAGGAUCAUGAUGUUCCUUGGUGGACCUUGCUCUCAAGGUCCAGGUCAAGUUGUCAAUGAUGAAUUAAAGCAGCCUAUCAGGUCCCAUCAUGACAUUCAUAAAGAUAAUGCAAAGUAUAUGAAGAAGGGUAUCAAACACUAUGAAGCCCUAUCACUGAGAGCUGCCACAAAUGGGCAUGCUAUUGAUAUAUACUCGUGUGCUUUGGAUCAAACAGGCUUGAUGGAGAUGAAACAGUGCUGCAAUUCAACUGGAGGUCACAUGGUAAUGGGUGAUUCCUUCAACUCUUCAUUAUUUAAACAAACUUUCCAAAGAGUGUUUGCAAAAGAUCAAAACGGGGAUUACAAAAUGGCUUUUAAUGGAACUCUGGAAGUUAAAUGUAGCCGAGAACUUAAAGUCACUGGUGCUAUAGGCUCAUGUGUGUCUCUGAAUGUAAAGGGUCCAUGUGUGUCAGACCAAGAGGUGGGCAUGGGCAACACUUGCCAAUGGAAAAUGUGUACUUUCACACCAAGCACUACCAUGGCUAUCUUCUUUGAGGUGGUCAAUCAACAUGCAGCACCGGUACCGCAAGGUGGGCGUGGAUGUGUCCAGUUGAUUACACAGUACCAACAUUCUAGUGGACAACGACGUGUACGCGUUACCACUGCCGCAAGAAACUGGGGCGACGCGGCGGUAAACCUGCACCACAUCUCGGCGGGCUUCGACCAGGAGGCGGCGGCGGUGGUGAUGGCGCGCCUGGUGGUGUACCGCGCGGAGCAGGAGGACGGGCCCGACGUGCUGCGCUGGCUGGACCGCAUGCUCAUUAGAUUGUGCCAGAAAUUCGGCGAAUAUGCUAAAGAUGAUCCAAACAGCUUCCGUCUCUCGGAGAAUUUCAGUUUAUAUCCACAGUUCAUGUACCACUUGAGACGUUCGCAAUUCUUGCAAGUAUUUAACAAUUCGCCUGAUGAGACGACAUUCUACAGGCAUAUGUUAAUGCGCGAGGACCUGACGCAGUCCCUCAUCAUGAUUCAGCCGAUCCUGUACUCGUACAGCUUCGGCGGCCCGCCCGAGCCCGUGCUACUGGACACCUCUUCCAUACAACCGGACAGGAUACUACUCAUGGACACCUUCUUCCAAAUAUUGAUAUACCAUGGCGAGACAAUAGCCCAAUGGCGUGCCCUCCGCUACCAAGACAUGCCGGAAUACGAGAGCUUCGCGCAGCUGCUGCGCGCGCCCGUCGACGACGCGCAGGAGAUCCUGCAGAGCCGCUUCCCGGUGCCGCGGUACAUCGACACCGAGCAUGGCGGCUCACAGUUUGCUGUACAAUCAUAUUACAUAACUCCUGUAACUAUUGAA
Brenthis ino (lesser marbled fritillary) is the source of this 2226-nucleotide messenger RNA. The record is from the annotation of a GenBank genome assembly. Lineage: Eukaryota; Metazoa; Arthropoda; Insecta; Lepidoptera; Nymphalidae.